Cajanus cajan (pigeon pea) is the source of this 642-nucleotide messenger RNA. RefSeq lists its product as uncharacterized. NCBI's taxonomy places the organism in Eukaryota, Viridiplantae, Streptophyta, Magnoliopsida, Fabales, Fabaceae. The record is from RefSeq and is a predicted model, not a curated record. Gene Ontology annotation, molecular function: nucleic acid binding. Gene Ontology annotation, biological process: DNA integration.
AUGAUCGAAAAACUGGCAUUGGCGCUUGUCACCGCGGCCCGGCGGCUCCGACCUUACUUCCAGAGCCACCAAGUGGUAGUCAAAACUGGUUAUCCCAUUAAGCAAAUUCUGCGAAAGCCCGAACUCGCCGGACGCAUGAUCGCCUGGUCAGUAGAACUAUCCGAGUUCGGCAUCCAAUACGAAAGUCGCGGACCCCUGAAGGCCCAAUGCUUAGCCAACUUCAUAGCCAAGCUCACGCCAACUACUGCCGAGGAGCCCCAAGUAUGGACUUUGCAUGUUGACGGGUUCGGAAUUCCUCACGCCCUCGUCACUGACAAUGGCAGACAGUUCAUUGCACAGGAUUUCGAGGACUUCCUCCGCGAACUCGGGAUCAAACACCUUGCGACCUCGGUGGAACACCCCCAGACCAACGGUCAGGCUGAAGCUGCCAACAAAAUCAUCCUCCGGGAGCUUAAAAAGCGACUAGGAACCGCCAAAGGGCAGUGGCCCGAGGAACUCCCCAGCAUCCUCUGGGCGUAUCAUUGCACCCCUCAGUCAACCACACAAGAGACGCCCUACUGGCUGACCUACGGAGCCGACGCAAUGAUCCUGGUAGAAGUCGGCGAAGCAUCCCACAGACGCCAAGUCUUCAACGACGAGUAG